AUGUGGGAAGUCGACCCUGAAACCAAGACCAAGCUCGCAGCCCUGCAAAAACGCCCCGGAAACACAACCUGCAUCGACUGUUCCGCCCCAUCCCCGCAAUGGGCCUCUCCCAAAUUCGGCACUUUCAUCUGCCUGACAUGCGCCGGCCUGCACCGCGGCCUAGGCGUCCACAUCUCCUUCGUACGUUCAAUACAGAUGGACUCUUUCAAGCCUGCCGAAAUAAGCCGUAUGGAAUUGGGCGGCAACAACAACUGGAAGGGAUUCUGGGAGAGCAAAAGCGGACAGAAGUGGGGAAAGCCGGGGCAAGGAGGGGACGGGGAGGCGAUGCGGUUGGUGGGGGAUAGAUACGGAGGCGAUGAGGGCGAGGAGUAUAAAGAGCGAUUGGGGUGCAAAGUCGAAGGACGGGAGUUCUCCGGGAUGCCGAUCAAAGAGCGCAAGAAGAUGGAAUCCCGCGGCGUGGAAACAUCGACCGCGCGCACAUCGUCCCCGCUCGCCGGUGCGGGAGCACGGUCACAGAAAUCGCAGAAUGAGGAUUUCUUCGCGAGGAAAGGGAAUGAGAAUGCCACGAGGUCUGAUGGAUUGGCGCCGAGUCAAGGCGGGAAGUAUGGAGGAUUCGGCAGCGAGCCAGCCGUGCCGACUGCGAGACAAGGGAGCGGAGGGGCUUUACCGGGGGUGGACGAUUUCCAGAAAGAUCCCGUGGCGGCAUUGAGCAAGGGGUUUGGAUGGUUCACGAGUACGGUGGGGAAGGGGGCGAAGACGGUCAAUGACGGCUGGAUACAACCUACCGCCCAAAAGAUAGCAGAAGCGGACCUCGCGACCACCGCCCGCCUCACCGCCGCCCAAGCGGCCAAGACCAUCCAAACGGGCACCAAAGGCGCCGCCGAUCGCUUCAACAGCUUUGUGGAGGACACGGGCGCCGGGCCUUUGGGUGCUACGGCUGGGUCGAGAGGGGCGGUCGAGCCGGAACGGAGGGACUUCUGGGAUUCGUUUGGGGAUGCGGGGGCGGAGAAGAAGAGUUCAAGCGGGGCGAUCGGCACGGCGGCGAUGAGGAAAGGUGGUGGUGGGAGUGGGGGGAAGGAGGAGGGAUGGGGUGAUUGGUAG
This is a messenger RNA of Letharia columbiana, 1101 nucleotides long. RefSeq lists its product as uncharacterized. Gene Ontology annotation, molecular function: GTPase activator activity. Gene Ontology annotation, biological process: regulation of endocytosis; regulation of ARF protein signal transduction. The record is from RefSeq and is a predicted model, not a curated record. The coding region runs from base 1 to 1101 and encodes 366 amino acids. NCBI's taxonomy places the organism in Eukaryota, Fungi, Ascomycota, Lecanoromycetes, Lecanorales, Parmeliaceae. The transcript is spliced from 3 exons. Gene Ontology annotation, cellular component: Golgi membrane.